UCUCCCCCUGGAAAACGCGACCUUGGCUGCUUCGCUAGCCACUGACUUGAAGCCGCCCGCCCACUUCGUCCCCUUGCUGAUCCGCGAUAAGGCACGCAAUAGUGUAUCCAUCCAUCGACGACCUUGCACGCCGAUACUACGCCCGCACCCAUUGCGCCGCCCAUUGCGUCCACCGCUUUGCAAGACAGAUCGAUUAAAAGUAGCAUCCUCCCCCAGUCGCCCGUCAUGGCAGAGCAUCAUCCACUCCCCGCGCUGCCUCCCCAGCACCAGCAGCCAAACCAACAAUUCUACCACGACCAAGCCGCCGACUCGUACGACGAGCCAGCACAUAUUCCCUCCUACCAACACUACCAGUACAACCAGCCGCCGCCCGCAGGGCCACCGACUCGCGCUCAUCCUCAGACCCAAGGCCCGGCACAGAAGCAACCUCAGUCUCCCCAUAAACGACCCAGAACAUUCAGUUUCCAGUCUAACAAGUCUCACAAGAGCUCGGGCAGUCACAAUAAGAUUGACUUACACGAGAGUCAUCAAGAGAAGGAAGCAAAGAGGCUACACAGCAAAGCUGAUCCCACCGUCGCCAUGAGCGAGGCCGAACCUUCCGCCGUUCAGGCAAUGACGAAAACCUCCCUGGCGCCGCUGCGUGCCAUCCAGCACAAGGACACAACCGGCAACCCCAUCACCGAGCCCGACCGAUCCAACCCGACUCGUAGUCGAUGGGAGCGCCCUCUGGAUACUAUCCGCAGUUUCGAGGCUGCCAUCGACGGAGGCUACCGUGACCGUGACCGCCGCCAAUCAUACCGUUCAGACGCCGAGUCUGUUGCGACAUGGAACCGGCGCAGCAGUUACUAUGCUACCAGCGGACCUCGACAGCCCCAUGACAGCUAUUAUGGCGGACGCCCCGGUUCCUUCAGGCCCGAGAGCGGUCAAUUCGAGAUUGCAUCCAACCGCCAGAGCUAUUAUGACCCGUACCACAACGGCGGCGGCGGUGGUGGAGGAUACCACAAUGGCAACGUUCCCUACCGUCAGAGAGUACCCAGGACACAGACCGACCCGCACAUGAAUGGCUAUGGUCGUGGCGACCAGAACGUCUAUCCUCUCCCUAACAAGGACCUCUCGUACGAAACUGUCGCGUCGGCAGCCGGAAGCGGAACUUCGGCAGAGCAUGCUGGCUAUCAUACCGACCCCACUAGUAGCGACAACAGCUCCAUCGAGCGAGCCCCGGCCCCCAAGCCCCAGCCCGUCAACGACUACGGUAUCGGUUUCGCCCAGGGGCAAUCUUACCAACCACCUUCCUUCAAUCACGAGAAUGGUACACCGAACGGCCUGCAGAACGACAAAGGCCACGCUCAUUCAUCUGUGAAACAAGGCCCUCAGAUUCCCGACAAGGGCGCCAAUGUGCUGCGGAGACCGGCCGCGGAUCCACCUCAGCAACAACAGCAGCAGCCGCAGCAACGACCUGAAGCGCCGGUCAAGCGGAAAAGCUGGUUUUCCCGCAGGUUCAGCAAGGCAUCCUGAGGAACGAGAUGCACGAUACAUGACCUGGUUUUCGUCUUUACUUUGUCGAUACCCCAAUUUUCUGCAUUCUGGACUUGAUAUGGUACUUCGGGCGAGGAUCAUCAUAUAGGGGGGCUUCUACGUGUCGGUCUGGAGACACCGGGUAUUUUUCUCCAUCCGAUAAGUAGGCCUCCACUGAGGAAGGGGCAGGUGAUUGAAAUUGCUUGUCAAGCAUGAUCAUUUUUUUGCUUGAUUCUAAGACGGCGGUAUAAUGGCGUUGGAUCAAAGUACGUGCACACGAUUCGUAUGACGAAGGUACGGGUGACGAUGGUUGAUGGUCGGGUUAUGAACGGACUUUUAUUUUGGCUUCAUUUAUGAUGGCCUCCGGCUGCGGAGCUCUAGACAUACGGCAAUC
Messenger RNA from Colletotrichum navitas, 1909 nucleotides. RefSeq lists its product as uncharacterized. Bases 226 to 1515 code for a protein of 429 amino acids. NCBI's taxonomy places the organism in Eukaryota, Fungi, Ascomycota, Sordariomycetes, Glomerellales, Glomerellaceae. The transcript has 4 exons. The record is from RefSeq and is a predicted model, not a curated record.